Plutella xylostella (diamondback moth) is the source of this 884-nucleotide messenger RNA. RefSeq lists its product as uncharacterized. The record is from RefSeq and is a predicted model, not a curated record. Lineage: Eukaryota; Metazoa; Arthropoda; Insecta; Lepidoptera; Plutellidae.
AUGCGGCUCCUACUACUACUAGGGCUGUUUGCCUCCGCACUAGCUGCGAUUGUAGCCCGAAAUGUAGACCUGAAAGCCGAGACACCCGCCGUCGAAAAACUGACAGCAGAGCUAACGGGCCCAAGUGCUGUUGGGGAAACCGCGCCCAGCGGUGACGGCGGUGACCUGGCGCCCGCCGCCACCGUGCACAAGAAGCACGAGGAUCACAAGAAGGAGGAAGGCGGCGGCCACGAGCACCACGCGCACCACCACAAGGAGGAGGGCGCCAAGGGGGACAAGGGGUACAAGUCGCACCACCACCACGACAAAGGCGAGCACUCGCACCACGGCAAGCACCACCACGAGGGGCACCACGACGAGCACGCCGCGCACAAGAAGAAGCACCACGACGAGCACGACCACCACGGCGAGCACCACGAGGCGGCGCACGGGCACAAGGGCGGCAAGUUCGGACACAAGAAGGGCCACAAGAAGGGCUCCAAGACCACCGGCUUCCACCACAAGUCGCACAAGGACGAGUACCACAAGGAGCACAAGUUCUACGACGACUUCCACAAGGGCGGCCACCACAACAAGCACGGCGACUUCCACGGGCACCACGACAAGAAGGAGGGGCACCACAAGAAGGGCGGCAAGCACGAGAAGGGCCACCACGAGAAGCACCACGGCAAGAAGGGCCACCACGACAAGGGCCACUACGACGAGGACCACAAAGGCCACAAGGGCCACCAUGGCCACGAGGAGCACCACGCGCACCAUCACGACCACGCCAAGAAGGGCGGCCACGCCGGCGGCAAGGAGCACGGCUACAGUCACGGCAAAAAGCACUGAACGAGAUUUUCUUGCUGUGGGUGUUUACUGUUGGUUCCUAUUUAUGUCUGCAA